Dromiciops gliroides (monito del monte) is the source of this 1279-nucleotide messenger RNA. It is a transcript of the gene MBLAC1, whose product is annotated as metallo-beta-lactamase domain containing 1. The transcript has a single exon. NCBI's taxonomy places the organism in Eukaryota, Metazoa, Chordata, Mammalia, Microbiotheria, Microbiotheriidae. The record is from RefSeq and is a predicted model, not a curated record. The coding region runs from base 27 to 779 and encodes 250 amino acids.
AGUCGCUGGUGCUUUUUACACUUGCCAUGUGUUCGUGGGUGCAAACCCAGCCCCUGCGGGGGGGUCCCCCGCUGUCAAUCCCAGGGGAUCCCUAUUCCGUAGUAGUGCUGCUACGGGGCUACUCGGAGCCUCAGGGGACCGGGGGCGCGCAGAAGGCGGACGGCUCCGUGACGUUGGUGCUGCCUAAGGUGUGGGAACCGCGGGUCGCACGUGGGGAGGCCCCCUCAGGGACGGACACGCAGACAGCCCUGGAGCAGGCGGGCUCGGGCCCCGUGCUGGUGGACACCGGGGGGCCCUGGGCCCGGGACGCCCUGCUGGCCGCCUUGGCUGCUCACGGCGUGACCCCGGACGCCGUGACCCUCGUGGUGGGCACCCACGGCCACUCGGACCAUGUGGGCAGCCUGGGGUUGUUCCCGCGUGCCGCGCUUCUCGUCUCCCACGACUUCUGCCUCCCAGGGGGCCUCUACCUGCCCCACGCGCUGAGCGAGUCGUGCCCGCUGCGUCUGGGCCCCGGCCUCGAGGUCUGGGCCACGCCGGGCCACGCGGGCCUCGGAGACGUCAGCGUCGUGGUGUCCGGCACCGCCUCGGGCACAGUCGUGGUGGCCGGAGACGUGUUCGAGAGGGAGGACGACGGCGACACCUGGCGGCAACUCAGCGAGAACCCCGCGGCGCAGGAGCGCAGCCGGCAAAGGGUGCUGGCGGCCGCUGAUGUCGUGGUGCCCGGGCACGGGGGACCGUUCAGGGUCUUAAGAGAGCCGGGAGUCCGCACAGUGAACUGACCUGCUAGCGGGGGUUUACAAGCACAGGCUCUGGGCCUGCCGCUGACCAGACCCAGACGGGAGCCGGUGCCUGGUACCAGCCAGCCAGAGGAUGGAUGCCUGAAGAAGCCUCCCCCACUGCCCUGGCAAAGCCAUGUUGAGGACACGUCCUGGUGGUCCACUGUCAAUGCUGCUACCCCACCCCCACCUCCUGGCUCCUUCCCCCUCCUCUGAUCUCUACUUUAGAGGAGGAAGAUCAACCACUUUCACCUCCCUCUGAAUCUCAUCUUCCUCACCCCUGAAAUGAGGACAAGAAUACUUGCCUACCACAGUACCAGUGCGGAUGAAAUGAAACAAAACAUCAAACAUUCGUGUUGGAGGUCACAUAAAUGACUUGGAAGAUAUUGAGCCCUUUUAUACCUACUAUCUAGAUUCAAGGUUGCAGCUGUGGGUGGGAGUAAGUGGUCCUGCCAUCCUCAUUAUCUGGGUACUAGUUUUUGAAAUAAAUUUGCAUUCAUAUC